This is a messenger RNA of Aspergillus campestris IBT 28561, 539 nucleotides long. RefSeq names its product 40S ribosomal protein eS12. Gene Ontology annotation, cellular component: ribosome; cytosolic small ribosomal subunit. Gene Ontology annotation, biological process: translation. The transcript has 3 exons. The record is from RefSeq and is a predicted model, not a curated record. NCBI's taxonomy places the organism in Eukaryota, Fungi, Ascomycota, Eurotiomycetes, Eurotiales, Aspergillaceae. Gene Ontology annotation, molecular function: structural constituent of ribosome. Bases 24 to 479 code for a protein of 151 amino acids.
GAGGAACAUCCGAAACAAUCACAAUGUCGGACGGAGAAGAGACCCAAUCCAACCCCCCCGUGGCCGCGGCCGACGAGGUCGAAGUGAGCGCCGAUGCCGGCGGCUCCGGCCAGAUGUCCGUGCUGGACGCCCUCAAGGGCGUGCUGCGCAUCUCGCUGAUCCACGACGGUCUGGCGCGCGGUCUGCGCGAGGCUGCCAAGACGCUCGACCGUCGCCAGGCGCACAUGUGUGUGCUCAACGAGGGCUGCGAGGAGGAGGCUUACAAGAAGCUGGUUAUUGCGCUUUGCUCCGAGCACAAGAUCCCCCUGAUCAAGGUCCCUGAUGGAAAGAUGCUCGGCGAGUGGGUUGGUCUUUGCCAGCUCGAUCGCGAGGGUAACGCCCGCAAGGUCGUCAACUGCUCUUGCGUUGUCGUCAAGGAUUGGGGUGAGGAGUCGCAGGAGCGCUCCGUGCUGCUCAACUACUUCCAGACUGAGCAGUAGAUUAUGUCUUGAUCUUUAAUGAUCUGGAUGUGAUUCUGUGUCGGGUGGAUUUGUAGGUGG